Molecule: messenger RNA, 1419 nt
Organism: Melanotaenia boesemani (Boeseman's rainbowfish)
Lineage: Eukaryota; Metazoa; Chordata; Actinopteri; Atheriniformes; Melanotaeniidae
Gene: foxq1a
Product: forkhead box Q1a
Exons: 1
Coding region: 128-925 (265 amino acids)
Biological process (GO): regulation of transcription by RNA polymerase II; anatomical structure morphogenesis; cell differentiation
Molecular function (GO): DNA-binding transcription factor activity, RNA polymerase II-specific; RNA polymerase II cis-regulatory region sequence-specific DNA binding
Source: RefSeq, a predicted model, not a curated record
UUAGGCGGUUAUGACAGUAGAGACUGGUUUGUUUGGAAUCUGUUCAAGGCACUUGACGCACGAACGGUUUAACGCAAAGAGCUCGUCUGGGCUUCAGACUGAACGGUAACUGAAUACUACAGCAAGGAUGAAGCUGGAAGUUUUACGCGGAAGCCAAUAUGACAUGAAACACUUCGAGAUGUCCAGUGAUGCAGAGGGGACUGUGCGGUCCCCCCUUACCGCAGAGGAGGAGCUGGGGUCGGAUGGAGACGUGGCCCACAGCCCUUCACCUGUCACUCCGUGUGGGAGCAGCAAGUCCAAACCAUACACACGGAGACCAAAGCCUCCGCUGUCAUACAUCGCUCUCAUAGCCAUGGCCAUCCGGGAUUCUCCUUCUGGACGCCCUACUUUGGCGGAAAUAAACGACUAUCUGAUGAAGAAGUUUCCUUUCUUCAGGGGCAGCUACACCGGCUGGAGGAACUCGGUUCGACAUAACCUUUCUCUAAAUGACUGUUUUCUCAAAGUGCUUCGGGACCCGUCUAGACCCUGGGGAAAGGACAACUACUGGAUGCUUAACCCCCAGAGCGAGUACACUUUCGCUGAUGGGGUGUUCCGGCGCAGAAGAAAGCGCAUUAAUAAAAAGUUCAUCCAGGAGAAAGGGAUGUCCGAGCACGCAGAGGAAUCACAGAAUACCCACCAUCCUGCACCAGCCCCCAAGCCUGAUCCCUGUACCAAGUUUACCAGCUCGUUUGCUAUUGAAAGCAUUCUCAGCAAACCGUUCAAGGCAGACUCAAACAAAAAAGAUUUCCGUUUCUUCCCUGGCUUAAACCGGCCCUGCUACACUGAACGUAUGAUGCACCAUUCAAAUACACCUGCCUCAUUUCCAUACAUGAAGGUGUUCUGGCAUUUGGACCCAAACGCAUAUGACGCUGGGCUGCUUUCAUAAGCAAACACAGAAAGAAGAAGAAGAAAAAGAAGAAGACUUUCAUUUUGGCGAUUAAAAUGUGCACUAUAGAGGAAGCAGACCAAACACUAAAUGAAAACAACUAAGUUUUGAAUUGAGACUUGACAUUAUUGUGGUGGAGAUUUAUGGUUUUGUGCAUCUGUUGUUUCAUUUUGAGGAAUCUCCACAUUGUCUUUAUUUAAGGCUGUAAUAACAACCACUUGCUGCAAAUGUUACAAAACAGAUCAUGUUUUUUUCUUUUUAAAUGAACCAGUUAAAUGCACUUUGAAUGUUAUUUUUUGUCUCAUUCUUUUAAAAACGUUCAAUAAAAUGAAAAACAAAAACACUUUGUGAUAACCCAGUGUGUUUGUUAGCUAAUUUUAUUUUGUUUGUUAAUCUUCAUUUCAGUCAUAAUGGUUGCUAGAAGGCAAAAAAAAAAAAAAAAAAAAGUCACAGAAGAAGGCAAUUUAACUUCCAGGCUUAUGUUUUACGUCUGG